CUUUCAUUUUGUUUACGCCGUAUAGCUCACCGAUUGCAGUUGGGCCAUCAACAAGGCGCGAGCAUAAACAGCGAUACUAACAUGGCCGGCUUCGUGGCGGUGCACACAGGGGCUGGGAAUUGCAUCGACGAGACCAAGUACCAGCGGGUGAUCAAAGAAGCCUGUCUGCGGGCCACGGACAUUCUACGGAACGGAGGUAGCGCCCUAGACGCAUGCGAGGCGGCCAUUGUUCGGCUGGAGAACUGCGGUUACACAAACGCCGGCUAUGGCUCUAAUCUUUGUAUGGACGGGUCAGUGCAAUGCGAUGCGGCCAUAAUGGAUGGCUCCACUCUGAACUUUGGAGCAUGCACUAAUGUCAGUCGAGUAAAAAAUCCUAUCCAACUGGCAAGACGCAUCUGUGAUGCCCAGUCAAGUGCACAGCUCCUGGAGCGCAUUCCACCAAUGAUACUUGCCGGCACUGGAGCGGAACGUUAUGCAGACGAGGUGGGAUGUUCCAUGGUGGAUCCCGCCGUGCUGAUCUCAUCAAAAGCCAAAUUCCAAUUUAAUCACUAUAAGACCAAGUACGAUAUGGUGGUCAAUACCAGAUUGAACAAGGCGGCCUCUGAAGAAUCCGUACCAGUACCGGAGCCAGGAAACGAAGUUGAAUUGGCAGCCGCUUUGGACACCGUGGGUGCGGUGUGUGUGGAUGGGGCUGGGAACACAGCAGCUGGUUGCAGCUCUGGUGGAAUACUUCUAAAAGUGCCAGGCAGAGUGGGCCAGGCGGCGACUUAUGGAGCCGGUUGCUGGGCCACCGAUACGGACGAAUUGGCUAUUGCCACCUGCACAACCGGAAACGGUGAGUACCUGAUGAAAACGCUGUUGGCCAGAGAGAUAUGCCACGGAGCCUUUAGCAGUGAUUGUGCGGUGACCAGUCUGCAUAAGACGUUCAAGCAAAAGUUCCUGGAUUCUCCACUGCUUCCACGACAGCAGGAUCUCUAUGCUGGAGCUCUCACACUACUGUAUUACCCGGGCCAAAGCAGCGGUGAGGUGAUGUGGAGCCACACGACGCAGUCGUUCUGUGUCGGCUACAUGGCAACCAACCAGAGGGUGCCAAAGUUUGUGCAUUCGCCGCUGCCCACGUACAGCGUCCCGGGCCGAUCGUGCGUCGUCAAUGGCCAUAAUUUCCAUUUGCGCAUUUAAAUGUGGGCUGGCCAACUAGCCCCAGCCCCCAGCCAUCACCCGGCUGCUCCUGGUCUUGCUGCUUUGCAUCUGCAAUUCAUUUGAUUUAAUGUUUAAUUGCCGCGACAAUCGCUGCCAAUGACAUAUGGCAGCAAAAAGCGCCGGAGGAGUCGGGGAAGAAUUAUGUAUAUGCUGCUUUCACUCGACGAAAUAUUAAGAUAAUUAAGCGAGAAACUUUUAUUGUAAAAUCUCGUAGAUCGUAAUGUGUGCAGUACUAGUAGUAGCAAUGAAAUAAGAUUUCGAAUGUUGUUCCCCUCGACGAACCGGGUGCGCUAGAUAAAUCAGUCGGCGGCAUGCGAGUUGGUUCGGAAUAUCAUAUUCGAGGCAUAUGUUUGUAUCCGUUUGUAUAUUUAGACGCGCUGACUUGUGUGCGCAUCUGUGUGUUUAUGUCCAAGUGUUUACGGCCAUCAAUGUACAGAACUUAACCCAUUAAUUUCAGCUAAAUAGAAGCCACAGCAUGCACACACAAAAUCAAGGUCUCUAGUAUUGCGAGUUGUCCUCAACAUGAAUAUUUAAUAAUUGUGAAAAUGCUUUUACUUUUAGCGUAAACCGAUUGUACAUACAUACACAUAUGACGCGAACUGUUUUUAUCGCAACAUUCAUACAUAUUCAUUUCUCCGUUUAUGGGGUUUUGGCUAAUAAUCUUAUGGUAUUUCAUGGCAUAUAAAAUGCUAAACAUCUCGAGGCUUUUUCAAACUACAUACACCCCCAACAAUUGAGUUCCAUUAGCUGAUUAUUAAACUGCCCAAGUUCGUUUCUUUGAUUUUAGUGAUAUUUAAAAUCGUAAGAUCACAAUAACGACUAAUCAGCAAUAGUUAACUCAUAAACGUAACGUAAAUAUUAUCUCAGAUUUAUUAAAUGAUUAAAGAUUGUUUACAAAUCUAA
Drosophila eugracilis is the source of this 2103-nucleotide messenger RNA. It is a transcript of the gene Tasp1, whose product is annotated as threonine aspartase 1. Gene Ontology annotation, biological process: protein maturation. Gene Ontology annotation, molecular function: threonine-type endopeptidase activity. The record is from RefSeq and is a predicted model, not a curated record. The coding region runs from base 82 to 1179 and encodes 365 amino acids. Lineage: Eukaryota; Metazoa; Arthropoda; Insecta; Diptera; Drosophilidae. The transcript has 3 exons.